CCGCGGAGAGCAGGAUGGCGCUGGAUUUCCUAGCGGGAUGCGUUGGCGGUGCUGCUGGGGUGCUAGUAGGACAUCCAUUCGACACUGUUAAGGUGGGUUGAUUUUGAACAGGUUUAAUUUCCACACUCUAGGCAGAAAGGAGUGCAAAAGUAUUUACAAGGGGGAAAAAAUAUAAACACCGGCAUUUCAGAAGCUUAAGCCUGAUGGUCCAAAACUUGAAGCAAUCCUUUUCAAGUAUUCUUCUAGACUUGCUGAAGCCCCAGAUCUUUAAAAGCAAAUGAAAACCAUUUGAAUGUAAGAUUCAAACCAGUAACAGGACAGAGUUUAAACUUAAGAAUUUAGAUCCAGGCUUGCUUCCCUGCAGCUGUUUAUCACUGACCUCUAAAACUGUCUGUACCCUCUCUUGUAAUUUAAUCUUAUUUUGUUAUGGGCUGGAAUUUUUCCUUUAAAAAAAAAAAAAAAAAAAAAAAAGUUUUCCUAUUCACUCUGAAAGCAUUAUUUGUUACAUUGGCCAAUAGUUAUAUCAUUAGUGCAUGAAGCAGCAGUUUCACAAUUUGACACACUGUUUUGGGCUUCUUUCCUUGAAGAGGAAAAAGAAUCUGUUUACCUUCCUAGCCAGAAUUGAUUUUUCCUUUGAGAAACUAAUGACUAUCAGCUGUUUGUAUCGUAUGCAGAUAGACUGAGAUUUAGGAUUCAAGUAGCUAGAAAUAGAAGGCAUAUUAGCCAAUUCUGAAAAUACUAUGUCUCUUGGAAAGUCAAUGAGGCUUAGGCUCCUAAGUGUCUAAGUCACUUUUCAAAAUGGGAUAUAGGCACUUUGAGAGUUCUACUCCAUCUAGUCACCUGUAAAGGCAGAAUAUAGUCUCCCAAUAGAAGAUAUACCCAGUAAUAAAUUAAUAUACUGUACUUGAUAACUUUCCCCUCUACAGAGCAUGCCAUCUCACAUUAUGCUUAUUAAGUUCAGCACAAAGCUGGAUAUCUAAAUACAAUAAAUAAGGGAAAUAUCUGAAGACUAUUAAGAGUGUGCAUCGCCCUAUUACAUAUUUUAGCCACAUGGUUUAUUAUUGAAAAGACUCUCAUAUCUACUGGAUAUUAAGUUCCUAUCAGUCCAAUGAAAACUGUUCACACUUCAGGAUAUGUUAACCUUCGCUAUUAAACAGUUCGGCUGCAUUUCACUAAAUGCAUUCUCAUUGAUUGUAUUACUUAAAUUUGCAACUAUUUUUAGAGUUGGUGCAGAGGAAAAGUACUAGGGCCCCACACCUACAAAGAUUUAAUCAUGCUUAAAUGUAUGGCUUGUGUCUAGUUUGAUUGACUAAAGUGGAACUACUAAAAUACAUGCUUAACUUCAGGUUUGGGGAGAUGUUUAAGUCAAUGGAACUACUGAGAGGAUAUAAAAAGCAAGUGCUUAAGUCUGAAGGAUUGAUACUCUAGUGUUGAAUGUUCUAAUAGUUGUAAUUUUUUUAAAUUAAUCAUUAUUUAAUGUGCAGUGAGAGCUGGAUUGGCCGUAGACUAACUUUUAUGACAGUUCAAUGGAGUAUUGUCAAUUUCUGUAAUUGUUUUAAUAGUUGUUGCUUUAUUAAAUCCAGGGUAACUUAUUUUCAUACUGGUAGAAGGAAAUAGUACUUUCCUACUUUUUCCAUACUGGAGAAUACAAUACUAACCAGUAUUUGUAUAAUCAGCCAGUAUAAUCACUAUUAAAGUAUGGGGAAAACUAAGAAUUUGUAACCGGUCUUUAAAAAGAGAGAACUGUUUAUAAAAUGCUGUAUCUUAUGUGUUCUGUUAAGAUUAACUCUACAGGACUGAUGGCUAAUUGGAUUGGUGUUUUUUUGUUUUGUUUUUUUUUUAACUAUACUAAAGUGUUAAUACACUAAUUUAAAAAUGGGGAAGCUGCAUUAAUAGAGCCAGAAUUCUGCUUCCUCCUCAACCUUUAAACCUUUUUGCCAGCAAUCAUGCUUCAUAAGGGCAAAAACAUGAGGGAGAGGGAAGGUGGGAUGGGGGAGAGGAGGGGAGAUGGUGGAAACACAUAGGAUAAAGAAUUAAUUUCUAAAAUCAUGCUAAAACCAAUCAAACAGAUUUUGAGUCUAAUCUCAAAAGUGGCAAACUCCCUUUCCCUGGUUUGUUGAUGUAAUGUGUAAAAUUGCUUUGUUGCUUUUAACUGCCUUUACUUUCUGAGCUAGGGGCUGUCUUCAUUAACAGCAAAAGUGUUACUUUGUUGUAGAUGACAGAUAAGCCUCAUCACUGGAGAGUUACCUAAUAUUCUGCUGUUGCUGUAUGCAUGGGUCUUCCAUUGACACCGAUGGGAGCUUUAAGCAGAUAGGGAGAACAGUUACUGGAUUCAAGAAUCCAUCAUGCAAAUUGGAGAACUACGGUGCGCCUUCAAGUACAAAGUGUAGAGAAACCUCUCUACCGUGGGACCUACCAUUGCUUUCAAUCUAUCAUAAAGCAUGAAUCAGCAUUUGGACUUUAUAAAGGUAUUGGGUCACCAAUGAUGGGACUUACCUUCAUUAAUGCACUUGUGUUUGGCGUUCAGGGAAACACAAUCCGUGCUCUCGGAAAAGACACUCCUCUAAACCAGUUUCUUGCAGGUUCGGCAGCAGGAGCCAUUCAGUGUGUGAUCUGCUGCCCUAUGGAGUUAGCUAAGACAAGAAUGCAACUUCAGGGAACAGGUGAAUACAAUCUAAGGUCAAAGAAUUACAAGAAUUCUCUAGAUUGCUUGGUUAAAAUCUACCAAAAGGAAGGUUUGAGAGGCAUCAACAGGGGCAUGGUUUCCACAUUCCUAAGAGAGACACCGAGCUUUGGCUUUUACUUCCUGACAUACGACUCUUUGACCAGAUACCUAGGCUGUGAAGUGGAGGACAGUUACAUCAUCCCCAAAUUGCUGUUGGCUGGAGGCAUGUCAGGAAUUGUAUCCUGGCUGUCUACCUAUCCUGUGGAUGUGAUCAAGUCCCGGCUUCAGGCAGAUGGAGUCAGAGGAGUUGUUCAAUACAAUGGAAUUCUGGACUGUGUUAGAAAAAGUUACCGUGAGGAAGGUUGGAGGGUGUUUACAAGGGGUCUUACUUCUACACUUCUCCGAGCUUUCCCUGUCAAUGCAGCUACUUUUGCCACUGUCACGGUGUUUCUUAUGUAUAUGAGGUCGGAAGAGAAUCUACAUGAAUGUGAGGCAGGUCCAGCAAUCCAGCAGCCUUCAAGCUUGUGAAUUCAUUGUUCAGUGAUCUAACACAUCUGUUACAUGUUUAUUUUCUGGAGUUCAUUUUACAGGGCUUAUUUUUGUAAACAUUUUAUCUAUAGAAAUUGUGUAAAUAAAUUCUAUCUGUAUAAAGGCUGUUACUUAGGAUUUCAUCUCAUCACUUCUAUAAGCAGCUUAUUGCCUUUUAUAAUGAUCAAAAUGUGUUAAUCCAGGCAAUGUAGGGAUCUGACUUUAGAAACAUACUGUACAGACACUGCUGCUCUAUCACUACCUAUGGUCUGGAGAAUCUUGUAAUACCAGAAACCAGGUUUUCUUCCAAUCAUGUUUUGAAUGACCAAGUGGAUCAUAUUGUUUGAAUACAAAAAAUGCUCUUUUGUAUUUGACUGGGACACCUGUAGCCUUUAUUAGAAGUCAUGGUUUACUAUGCUGGAGAUGUUACAGAGAACUCUUAAAUGUUUAAGGCAUGGAGUAGCCUUCAGCUACCCACAUCUUUCUCCUUGGCUUUUGUAAAUUUUAGUUUAGUUAUUUAAGUAACUUCUCUCACUUCCUUCUAUACACAGAUGUAUUUCUUGUUUCAUUGUGCUUAAAAGGAGCAUUUGAACCCCACCUACAUUUGUUUCUUUAAAUUGCAGAGUUAAGGAAACUCAAGGCAAGUGAGGUUGAUGGCAUGAUUUGCUUUUACUUUCACUUUCAACUUUAUUCAUUUUUGUGUGUGCAUGGAAUGUGUUAACUAGGUUUAGUGCAAGCAGCUUUUGUUCUUCUGGAGAGGUUUAUGUAAUUACAUGCCACCGCUCACCAUUCUCCAAACAGGCAAUAUGGCAGUCAGUGAUGUGUAAUACGAAGUCCUUUCUUAGUUACUGCUCAAAUUGUUAAACUGUUGGGUCAUCACUUAUAUACUUUUUUUAUAUAGUGGUGAAAAUACACAGAGGCAUAGAGGUGGAGGUUCCAUAUGCCACUGUGGAGUAAUGGAUAGGGGUGUAAUGCCUAAGAAAGGGGAUUAGGGUUUGGUAUUACAUUAAGUUCUUAUACUACACUGUCCUGACUUUGUGUAUUUGGUUACAGUGCAUUGGGAUAAAGUCAUACUGAAAAGGGUUCUGGAGAACCUUUUGUAACAUUCACCAGCUGUUAUAUUUAUAGCAGUGUGCCCAAAAGGGAUUACUUUAAUGGCUUUAAACAAAAUUAUCCAAAAUUUUGGAUAAGAACCACAAUUGCUUGGCACAAACAGAUGAAGGGGAAGCAUGUUAAAUGUAUCAAGCUUGCUCAGUGAGAUAGUGGAUGUUGAACAUGUUACACUUCUGCUUGGGACAGGUGCAAUAUGUGUUUACACUUUUUAAAAAAAACUUUCAGUUCAUAGCAUUUUGUACUGUAACACAAUAUGCUGGAGAAACCUGUAAAACUGGUAUGUCUCUAUAUACCUUGGAGGUAUGUUGGAUGUUUUGGUGCCUACCUGCACUGAGAUUCAAACUGAAUGUGAAACGUGUCUGCUAAGAUGUAUAUGCACAACAAUUCAGAGCAAAGACAAUUACACCUUUGUACAGUAUUCUGUAUUUACUGUAAUAUAAACUUACGGAAUAAAAUUUUUAAAAAUUUUGA
Messenger RNA from Terrapene triunguis (Three-toed box turtle), 4777 nucleotides. It is a transcript of the gene SLC25A29, whose product is annotated as solute carrier family 25 member 29. The coding region runs from base 2483 to 3193 and encodes 236 amino acids. Gene Ontology annotation, molecular function: high-affinity L-arginine transmembrane transporter activity. The record is from RefSeq and is a predicted model, not a curated record. Lineage: Eukaryota; Metazoa; Chordata; Testudines; Emydidae. Gene Ontology annotation, biological process: mitochondrial L-ornithine transmembrane transport. The transcript is spliced from 5 exons. Gene Ontology annotation, cellular component: mitochondrion.